Manis javanica (Malayan pangolin) is the source of this 4557-nucleotide messenger RNA. RefSeq names its product MOB kinase activator 1A (gene MOB1A). The record is from RefSeq and is a predicted model, not a curated record. Lineage: Eukaryota; Metazoa; Chordata; Mammalia; Pholidota; Manidae.
CGAGAUUUUGUUGGUUCCGCAUUUCAAGUCGGCAAGCUUUGGAUAGCGAGCGAGGUUCGCGCCGCGGCUUCCACCGGCUUGUACCGGCUCGACCCCCGGCUCGGAGCAGCGGCGGCCGCUGCUUUCGCGGUCCCAAGUCUGAGGCCCGUCUGCUUCCUGUCGGUUCCCGCGCCGGCUCCGACUCCUGACCGCGGCGGGGGCCAGCGGCCCCUCCCCUCCCCUCUGAGGCUAGAAGAUGAGCUUCCUCUUUAGCAGCCGCUCUUCUAAAACAUUCAAACCAAAGAAGAAUAUCCCUGAAGGCUCUCAUCAGUAUGAACUCUUAAAACAUGCAGAAGCAACUCUGGGAAGUGGGAAUCUGAGACAAGCUGUCAUGUUGCCAGAGGGAGAGGACCUCAAUGAAUGGAUUGCUGUUAACACUGUGGAUUUCUUCAACCAGAUCAACAUGUUGUAUGGAACUAUUACAGAGUUCUGCACGGAAGCCAGCUGUCCAGUCAUGUCUGCAGGUCCAAGAUACGAAUACCACUGGGCAGAUGGUACUAAUAUUAAAAAGCCAAUCAAAUGUUCUGCACCAAAAUACAUAGACUAUUUGAUGACUUGGGUUCAGGAUCAACUUGAUGAUGAAACUCUUUUUCCUUCUAAGAUUGGUGUCCCAUUUCCCAAAAACUUUAUGUCUGUGGCAAAGACCAUUCUGAAGCGUCUGUUCAGAGUUUAUGCCCAUAUUUAUCACCAGCACUUUGAUUCUGUGAUGCAGCUGCAAGAGGAGGCCCACCUCAACACCUCCUUUAAGCACUUUAUCUUCUUUGUUCAGGAGUUUAAUCUGAUUGAUAGGCGUGAGUUGGCACCUCUUCAGGAAUUAAUUGAGAAGCUUGGAUCAAAAGACAGAUAAAUGUUUCUGCUAGAAGUUACUCUCUUGCUUUAUCUGCCACUAGAGCUAUCUCAUUGCUAUCUGUUGUAGACUAGUGAUACAAACUUUUAAGAAAGGAUAAAAAGACACCUGUUGUCUGUUAUCUCAUCAUAAAACUGUCCCAAAGGUAGGUUGGCCUAAUAUCUUCUGAGUGAGAAACUUAGAGCACAGCUGAUCUGAAGCACUGUGUGACCACUCCUGUUACUGUCAGUCAUACUUGGCAGUUAAUAUGUGAUUACUCACCUGUAGUUUAUUACUUUACUUAUUAUUCUUUUACUUAUGAAAAUAAAUCUGUUUCAAGUAACAGCAUAAUGGAUGUUAAGAAUUUCCACCAAUAAUUUAUUAAGUUUCCAGAACAGGUUAAUCUAAAAAUGCAGUCAAAUCAGUUUUAUUCUGCUUUUAUUUUACAAACAGAAGAAUUAUUUUUUAAUUUAAGAUUUGGAACAUUUGUGUCACUUUGGAUAACCUUUUAGUUUGAAGUUUGUAUGCUAGUGUUUUUAUAGAUAAGAAUAUGUAUGUUUAUUUUUUUUAAAUCCAUGAUUACAAUUUGAGUCUUCAUGUGACUUGUGGUAUGGCAGUAACCAAAGUUAUUUCUAAAAUGACUCUAUUUUUUUGAUCUUUAUUUGGGAUUUUAUUUACGUAAGCCUGUCUAAAUUUUUAGGAGUAUGUAUGUAUCAAAUAAUUUUUUUAAGGCAUCUCAGAAUGGUCUUACAGAUUUUUUGAAACGCUUCAUUCAGGUUAAUUAUAAUAUAUAGUUUUGGGCUGAGAUAAAACUUCUUCAAAAAUUGACAACAAAUUUACACUUUAAGACCAUUGUUUUCACAUUCACAUUGUUUUUCAGACACUUUGGAAUUCUGGAUAGAAUGGAAGUACUCAGCACUUGAUUUUGGUUUUGAGUUGAGUUUUUAUUGUGACUUGAGACUUAGUUAAGAGUAGUAUAGAAAUGCACAAACUUUAUCCCAACAAGGAUAAAACUUAAAGAAAACCACGAUAAAAAACCUUGAAGGUGUACACAUUUUAUAACACAGCUAAAAGUUUGGUAUGUUACCUAUUCUUGUGUGUGUAUGUGUGUACAUGCAUAUGUGUAGACAAAAUGGAAGGAAUUAAUAAAUCAAAAAUCUUAACUUCAUUCUAUUAGUAUAAGGAUGGAUUGAGCCCCCAUCGGGGUUUUAUCCUAUUUUAAUUGUUUUUGUAUCAAAACUCAAAAUUUCUUCUAUUUCUAUUGGGAUUAAAAGAAUUUUCCCCUUUAGUGAAGAAAAUACCUAAUUUUCAUUUGGUUUCUAGUAUUCAGUAAACUCUAGCUGACUGUUUAAAAUGUACUGAAACAUAAGUAUACUAAGACGUGCCAGAUUGGCUACACAUUGAGUUCGUCAGUGUCCUGUGUCUUAAGAGUCGUGAUGUUUGCAAAGUACUCAACCAAUUUCCUUGAUGGUUUGAUAAAGGUUAGAUUUCAUUUUUCGUUACUUGUAUUUAUUCCACUAGAGUAUAGAAACUCCAUUUUUACAGUAACUCAAUAUCAAUAAAUUAUUAAGUAUAUCUAAAAUUUUAGAGGAAAAGUAUUUCAUCUAACUUAGGCUGAUACCAGUAAUUAAAGAGUUGAAUAAUCAUGGAAAAAAGAGAAAAAGCCCUCUAUGAAACAUUCCACAGUCCACAUUUGAAGCUUAUCUAAAGGUCCCUGUCAGGAGCUCUGUAUGUUUAUAUUGGUUAUUUACACACAAGAAAGCAGGUUUCUAGAUGCCACCUAGAAUGUUACCACCUCUUGACUUUAAACCUUGUUGGCUUUAAGUCUGUAAUGAAAUUAUAUUUCUCAGCUAGGUUUGUACUUUCAUCAUCAUUUCUAAUAUUUCAAAUAUUAGAACCUCAAAAGGGUUUUCACUUUUCUUGGUUUAUUUUCAGUGGUAGAAAUCCUCCCUUCCUUCAUGAUUCAGCCCUAAAACAAACCGAAGAUGGUUACAUGUUAGAAUGGUAGUAAAGGCAGCUUAUCAAUGGGACAUAAAAAUUUGUUGGUAACUUGAGACUCAGAAUUUUUUUUUUUGGUAUCAUUAAUAUAAAAUCACAUGGGCAACACUGUGGUUACUAGAGCCCCCCCAUUAUCAAGUCCCCACCACAUACCCCAUUACAGUCACUGUCCAUCAGCAUAGUAAGAUGCUAUAGAGUCACUACUUGUCUUCUCUGUGCUAUACUGCCUUCUCCAUGCUACCCCCACCCCCAGAAUGUUUUCAAAAGCCUGGAAAUUUAAAAAUUACCAGAUCCCUAAACUGAUCUGGCUUAACCAACAAUGUACAAAACCAGUAAUGUUAACAUUGUAUCUAAGGUCAGAGAGUUGAGGGCAGAAGUGGAGGAAAGGAGAGGAGGAUACCUUCCUGGCUCAGCCAGACUUUGGUAAGAGUUGGAAGAAAUGUCUAUCUUGGACUCCUCUUACCUUUGAUUCAUCUCCCUGUGCCCAGGGUUUGUCUGCCUUUUCGACAACACUCAGUCCCCUCCCCUCUCAGAUUCCAGAGUUGUCUCUGGUGCUGACAGCUGCCCCUCAAUGCCUGAUGAAAGGCAGAGGGCGUGCCUGUUGAAUCAUGCGGUCAGGCUGGUUGAACUUUAAUUUCCAGGCUUUAAAGUCUUGUAGACAGUGAUAGCAGAUCUUUAUUUAAAUAUUGAAACUUCCUUGUACUGUUUUUGUAUUGACAGCAAAAUGUACCCUUUAUUCUUCAGACUAAGUAGUGACUUUAGAGGGUUGCCAUCUAAUCUCAUCAUAGGCUGUAGAGCCCUAGUUUACGUAACUGCCUACAGAAAUACAAGUCUGAAUCCAUCAUGACUCUGGUGCCAACAAAAGGAGAGGUUUCCUAGUAGUGCAGAGGCAAGAGGAGCAAACCUGGUGGUGAUUUUAACUUGCAAACAUUGUUGAGGUUUGCUGAUCAUACAGCUGGCCUUCUCUCUGAGCAGUGAGGUUUUCCAAAAGUGGAGCUGCUUCAUGCAAUAUCACCUCACAAGCAUAAACAAAUCAGGCCCAAAGAUUGUAUAAAUCUUAGAAAUUGGUUUCUAAACAGCCCCAGUCGGUGUGCUUGUGUUACCUGCCUAGCUAUAUGCCUAGCUGUAGGAGGCUGUCCUGGCCCUGGAGCUCUGGCAUAAAAAAUGUUGGCUGGGACUGUGCACCUUCAACAGGGACAUUAUUUCCUCCAGGUACCAGUUCAUCAGUAAGUGGAUUUGGUUUAUACUAUUGUUGAAUUCUUACAAAGAGGGAAGUGUCCCUCAGUCUUCCUGUGUUUUUGCAUUAGGUUUUGGUAUUUUAGACUGAAAAAGGCUUUGGGGAUAUAGAUAUUAUGUGAUUGCAGUAAUUUUAUUGACAUAACUGCACUGAAAUUCACUUGAGUGUUUUCUCAUCAGAUUCUGUUCCAAACAAGUAUUCUGUAAAUCCAAAUGGAUAAUCAGUAUGCUGUAGAUUUAUUAUAGAACAACAUUCUGUGUUUGUGGAAUAGUUUGCAUAAGUUAGUGUUGUUUACCAUCUAAAAUAUUUGAAAAUGUUCUUUACAUGAAAAUUUAUGUUGUAUUUUUAAACCUUUAUGGGCUUUAUCUAUUUUUCUAAGUCAGUUAACUGUACUUUUUAAAAAAGUAUUUUGUAUCUACUUUUGUAACUUCAUCAGAAUAAAAUAUAUUGAAAGAAA